AAUUGGUUUCGAAUUAUUAUUUAGAUUGGAUACGUUUGAAAAUGUUUUUGUCGAACAGCUCAUCUGUGACUAAGCCAUCAUGUAGAAUAAAUUAAGUUGUCAACAAGUUCUCGUGAACAAAGACAUGUGUCAACAUGCCACAAUGUGCAUGUUUUAGCUCAAAAAUAUCACUACUCAUCUACAAUAAUUACUAAUACAAAGGAAUGUAUUUGAUUAUUUUAUUGGGUUUCGUUUCACCUUGGGCUCUUAGAUACCAUAUCAAUCUUUUUAAGAUGAGUUUAUAACACGUCUUGUAGCUUCAUUCAUAAGGGGAAAUCUCAUUUGGGAUACACUAGAAUGAAAGAUGCAAUUCAGCAUUAGAAAACUUCACAAACCGCUAAGACGGUUGAAGUUAAAGACGUCUCGAAAACGGAAAGUCAUCAAUUGCCCCCUAUUUCGGGUGCAACGUUUGGAAUUACGCCUUUACUUUUCGAUUUAAAAUGCAGUAUAUAACCUUCAGACCUACUGUGAGUAGGAUAUCACUUACCAACAAACACAACUUGUAAAGGAUAAACAAUUCAGCGAGACAUCUUUCAGAAUGGACUUUCAUCGUGUGGCUUGGCUGUGCACCUUUUUCUGCUUUGCGCAGGUCUGGUCAUUGCCAACAAGAAACUGCAUCCUUCGGAAGGACUUGAUGAAGAAAACCUGUACAUUUAUAGAGACUGCGGGUGGCCUUUUCCCUUCGCAAUGCCUGGACGACCACGUUUCCAUAUCUUUCCCCCAAACUGUGUUUGAGUCCAGCAACACGCUUCAGGUUACUGGUGUUGAAAAGGCUGUUUACCAGACACUCCAGAAUAUUGACGCACUGUUUGAGGACCACACUGUUCCAGACCAGUGGGAUGAAGAAAAAAUGACUGACUUUCGAGGCAUCGUAUACCGGCAGAUUGAGGAGAGCAAAUGCAUCAUGAGCAAGUCUGAAGCGGAAGAGAAUUUUCCCAGCAGAGAAGCCUCUCUUAAGGUUUACUUCGAAGCUUUAUCCUCAACACUGAAAGAAAAGGAUUUCAGUUUCUGCGCAUGGGAAAUCGUGAGAAGUGAGAUUCUCCGCACCCUGAACUUCAUAUUGAAGCACAACUCUGACAUCAUGUAUGAAUCUCCACAGCUCUAGAUGCUUGUUUGCAUGCUUAUUUAUUUAUUUAUUUAUUUAUCUAUUUAUUUAUUUAUUUAUUUAUAUAUUUAUUUAUUGCCUUUGUGACUAUAGAGGUAACCGAAAUAACUGUCACUUUCACUUUUGAUUUGUUACAUCACCAUUUCCAUUCAGCACUGGACAGUUCACUUUUGAACACCUCUUUAUUUAUACAUUUAAAAUGUUGUAUUUUUGUAUGUUUUUUGUAAUUUCUUAAUAAAA
Megalobrama amblycephala (Wuchang bream) is the source of this 1384-nucleotide messenger RNA. It is a transcript of the gene ifnphi3, whose product is annotated as interferon phi 3. Gene Ontology annotation, biological process: defense response. Gene Ontology annotation, cellular component: extracellular region. The coding region runs from base 578 to 1144 and encodes 188 amino acids. Gene Ontology annotation, molecular function: cytokine receptor binding. The record is from RefSeq and is a predicted model, not a curated record. NCBI's taxonomy places the organism in Eukaryota, Metazoa, Chordata, Actinopteri, Cypriniformes, Xenocyprididae. The transcript has 6 exons.